UAUUUUGGGUAUCAGCGACCUCCCGCUCAGGGCACGAGCCUGAGGCGUAGCAGGGACUGCACAGAGCAGGCACCGGCAGCCACGAGGGCCUGCACCAGGACACAGCCAUGCUCAUCUCAGCUUCGUCGAUGGCACCCGAGGUGGGUGGCCCGAGCGUCCGAGGGACCCCUGGACCCCCACCACCCCUGCUGCCUAAGCCAGGGAAGGAUAACCUUCGUCUGCAGAAGCUGCUGAGGAAGGCGGCCCGGAGGAGGAUGACAGGGAAUGUGCACCUCACCCCACCCGGGGCCUUCCGCACCUCCCUGUCCCCCGUGAGUGAGGCCAGCCAUGACCAGGAGGCUGCAGCCCCGCACACUGCAGAAAGCCCGCAUCCCGCCGAAGCCCCGAGCCCUCCUGAAGCCCAGAGCCACGCCGAGCCGCCCCGCAUGGUGGCUGCCCCACCCCACUCUCCGCACACCCCCAUCAUCCACCACGUGGCAUCACCCCUGCAGAAGUCCACCUUCUCCUUCAACCUCACCCAGCGCAGGAUUCUAGCUGCUCACUUCAAGGCCACGGGGUCCCAGGUUGUAGCCCCGGCCCCAGAACCUGCCCGGCCCCCCAGUGGCUUCGUCCCUGUCUCAGCCCCAGUGGCUGGGGGCACCCACAUCACCCAGGUGCACAUCCGGCUGGCACCAUCUCCACACGAUGGGACCCAGGAGCCCCCCAAGACAGACCCGGAAGGGGGAUCCCACAGCCGGGAUGGAGACAAAGCCCCAUGUCACCCCAGAGCCCAGGGCCCAGUCCCAGUGGCUCAUAUCCGCCCGCUGCCCACCGCAGCCCAGGCUGCCAGACCCUCGCCUGAGGAGCCCCUUGUACCCCGACUGCCACCUGGCUUCCAGGCCUCGGUGCCCAGAGAGGCGAGUGCCAGGGUUGUGGUGCCCAUAGCCCCGACCUGCCGAGCGCCGGAGCCCUCACGGCAUAGCCUGGCCCCCAUGGGCCCUGGUGGAGAGCAGCUGGAGGAGCCCCCGGUGGCUGGUCCCACCCCUGAGGCCGAGUGGGUGUCCAGCCCUGCCAGGGCCUCAUCCCCUGCGCCACCAUCAGGCCCUCACCCAUGCCCCAUCCCCAAAGUUGCACCCAAGCCCCGGCUCAGUGGCUGGACGUGGCUUAAGAAGCAGCUGCUGGAGGAGACCCAGGAGCCUCUGUGCCCGGGGCCACAGCAGAGCCUGGAGCCAGAGGCGACCGCCCCCACGGAGCAGGAGGUGUCCCGGGCCCCCGCCUCCCAGGCCCCCGCCUCCCGGGCCUCCAGGAUGUGGGAUGCCGUGCUGUACCGCAUGUCGGUGGCAGAGGCUGGAGGGCGCCUGGCCGGGCCCAGCGGUGGGGAGCACACCCCGGCCGGCCUUACCCGCCUGCCCUUCCUGUACCGGCCUCGCUUCAACGCCCGGAAGCUGCAGGAAGCUGCCCGGCCCCCUCCCACAGUCCGCUCCAUCCUGGAGCUGAACCCCCAACCCAAGAACUUCAACCGCACGGCAACCGGCUGGAGGCUCCCGUGACGUGGCCGGAACGGCUCCCAGGGCCCAGGACCAAGGAGGGGACAGAAGAGGGGGCUGAGGCUUGAGCUGGGGGCCCACAGUUGCAUGAGGAUGUGCCAGGGCCCAAGGAGCAUGGGUGCAGGGCAGCCUGAGGAGGGCACACGGGUGCUGAGGGAAGUCUGGGUGUCAGGGGGGAGGUAGGUGGACGGGGCAGAGAGGGCGAGCUGGGGCCCCUGGGCUGCAGUGUUGUGAGGGGAACAGAGAAGGGGUCUGCUGGGAUGUGGGAUGGGGCCUUGGGGUGAAAAGUUUAGGUAAGAUGGCAGAGCCUUGCACUACUGACCGAGCCCAGGCUUCUCGGGGGCCCCUGGGCCUCACAUUUUUCCUCCCUUUUGCUGUCAAAGGUUUGGGGGCAGAUCUCUGCUUGCUGACGCGUGGGCGUGGUCAGGCAGGCUGGGCCAUCAGCGCCAGGAGCAGAGUCAGCAGUUUUGUUGCCUGCACUUCCUGAUAGCAGAGCCAGACCCUGGGACUGGGGUGCAGGGGGAGCCCCCAGCCAGCGUGGGACUUGGCACCGAUACAAGUGCUCGGGGCAGGCAGGGAGGGGCUCAUCAGGGGUGGAGGAGGGCCCAGUGUUUCUCCUCUCACGGCCCACCUCUGCUUCCCCGCUUGGACUGACAGCCUGAGGGGGCAGAACUCAAGGGGCUCACUGGUGGGAGAGAGGGUCUCAGCAUCGGCCAUGCUCAGGGUUUCAUGGCUGGAGGAGGGGCUCAGUCCCAGCCCUGCGAGAGCAGCUUGGCCAAGUGGGGCCGAGAAGGGGCUGUGGCCCUGGUCGGGACAGUGGAGGGCCCCAGUAGGCAGUCAGCCAGGCUCUGGGGAUGUUGCCAGCCACAGGAGAGGGACUCAGAGGUACCAGAAACAGCCUCUGCUUGAGAGUCGGGGUUUAGCAGGGAAAGGUGGUAGGAUGCCAGCUGCCCCACCCUGGGUGGGAUGGGUGCUGGAAAUGGAGCCCGGGCCCCAGGUCACUAAUAAAUGUGUG
Messenger RNA from Cebus imitator (Panamanian white-faced capuchin), 2541 nucleotides. Its product is annotated as proline-rich protein 33-like. The record is from RefSeq and is a predicted model, not a curated record. NCBI's taxonomy places the organism in Eukaryota, Metazoa, Chordata, Mammalia, Primates, Cebidae. The transcript is spliced from 2 exons. Bases 108 to 1529 code for a protein of 473 amino acids.